Spinacia oleracea (spinach) is the source of this 1411-nucleotide messenger RNA. RefSeq lists its product as uncharacterized. Gene Ontology annotation, molecular function: protein binding. Lineage: Eukaryota; Viridiplantae; Streptophyta; Magnoliopsida; Caryophyllales; Amaranthaceae. The transcript is spliced from 6 exons. The coding region runs from base 215 to 1117 and encodes 300 amino acids. The record is from RefSeq and is a predicted model, not a curated record.
UCCUGUAAAACUCAUUCAUUCAAGCGGCAGUUUCUCUACUUCUACUGUACUGUUACAAAAAUCCAAAUGGUCGCUAUUUUGAUUUCAUAAUCUCACCUAUUCUUCCAUCUCUUUGAUCAUAAGUUCAUAACCUACGGAAUUUCUCUAUCUUAAAAAAACCAGGGCUUUAAAUAAAUCUUAAUUAAGCAUAAUUUGUGGGAAAUAGGGGGAAAAAAUGCAAUCUUUGGGUCUGAAAUUGUUCACUGAUUUUGGGGUAGCAGCAAGAAAAUCAUGCAAUUUAAAGAGUACUAACUUAAAUGGGUUGUCAGAUUUUGAGGUGGGUACCCAAAAAAAUCGGUAUUGUCCCACUAUAGGAAGUAGAAAUGGAGGGUUUUGUAGGAUAGUGGCAUGUUCUUCUCAGAAGAAUGUUGAUGGAGAGAGCAGCGCGAGCUCAAGCCCGAUUUCAGACCCGGUUCAGGAUCAGGGUCAGGCCGGGCUUCUUUCUCGGACCCAAACUUAUGCCAUGCUUAAGCAACAAAUGGAGGUUGCAGCCAAAGCUGAGGAUUUUAAGGAAGCUGCGAGACUACGUGAUUCAUUAAGAGUAUUUGAAGAUGAAGAGCCAGUUUUGCGUUUGAAGAGACUUUUGAAAAAUGCUAUUGCAGAGGAGAGGUUCAAGGAUGCUGCAAGAUACAGGGAUGAACUCAAUGAGAUCUCUCCUCAUUCUCUUUUGAAGUGUUCCAGUGAUGCCACUACCUUGGGGAUUCGUGUCCAAGUUAGGAGUGUCUACAUUGAGGGACGUAGUCAACCAUCGAAAGGGCAGUACUUUUAUGCAUAUAGGAUUAGAAUAACUAACAAUUCUGACCGUCCAGUACAAUUAUUGAGGCGGCAUUGGAUAAUAACUGAUGCCAAUGGGAGAAUUGAGAAUGUCUGGGGUAUAGGAGUUAUCGGUGAGCAACCAGUUAUACUUCCAAAUACUGGCUUUGAAUACUCUUCUGCAUGUCCUCUCAGUACUUCUAGUGGAAGAAUGGAGGGUGAUUUUGAAAUGAUUCAUAUCGACAAAGUAGGAUCAAGAACAUUCAAUGUAGCAAUCGCUCCGUUUUCGCUCUCCACACUCGGUGAUGACAGCAAUCCUUUCUAAAGUUCGAGCUUCAAAAGUUACUCACUAAUCACUACAUAUAUAAUGGAAGUCCUGUCAAGUGAUUGCAUUUAGCUUGUUGCAUAAGCUCUUGCAAUUGUAAUGAGAAAAUGAAGUAGAAAAUUCAAGCAUCGAUUGUACCAACUAUUAUCGCGGUGUGUAUAUGCAGUUUGAUCUUUUAGAUUUGUAAUAUAUCCUCGAAAAAGUUCCCCUGUUUGAGUGCCAUACCUCUCAAAAACUCUUGUUGUAACCGCUGAGUGAUUAUUGAUAAUCCAAAUAUACCACAGUUUUUACAAA